UGUGCUGGUUCUGGAAUACAGAGAGAGCACAUAGGUUUUCUUAAGCAAUAUAUUUGAUUGAUAGCAUACUGAGAGCCAAUAAAAUAUUUGUUUUCUCAGGAAGAGUGGAAGCAUAUUGUGAAAAUCUGAAAUACACAAUAAAAGAAUUGAGGACUACUGUAAAGCUUGACAAAUGCAUUCCAGACUGGAACACUGCUGCAUUCCUCCUCUUCCUCCUCCUCCUCCUCCUUUAGAGAAUUGACUUCUUAAAACGGAGGAACUAAAAAGAGAAGCUGAAAGAAAAUGCUGGGAUCAGAUCAUGGUGUGGUUGAAGAAUGGCUAUCAGAAUUCAAGGCAUUACCUGAAAAUCAAAUCUCCAGUUAUGCAUCCACAUUGCACCGGAAAAAAUCACUGGUGCCAGCUCUUUAUAAGGUUAUUCAGGACCCAAAUAAUGAGCUCCUGGAACCUGUCUGCCACCAGCUCUUUGAACUCUACCGUAGUUCUGAAGUUCGACUCAAGAGGUUCACACUACAGUUCCUGCCAGAAUUGAUCUGGGUAUAUCUGCGUUUUACUGCCAGCAGGGACAGACAGAGUAAUGGUUGCAUGGAAGCGCUGCUUCUUGGGAUUUACAAUUUGGAAAUUGCUGACAAAGAUGGGAACAACAAAGUUUUAUCUUUCACCAUCCCUUCAUUAUCGAAGCCCUCAAUAUAUCAUGAGCCUUCCACUAUUGGAUCCAUGGCCUUGACUGAGGGAGCCCUAUGUCAACAUGACCUCAUCAGGGUAGUUUACAGUGAUCUUCGUCCUCAGAGAGAAACCUUCACUGCACAGAACCGGUUUGAGGUGCUCAGCUUUCUCAUGCUGUGCUAUAAUGCUGCUAUUGUCUACAUGCCUGCCUCCUCCUAUCAGGCACUUUGUAGGAUGGGUUCCAGGCUUUGUGUGAGUGGAUUUCCACGGCAGCAUGAAAAAUGCUGGAAAGAAUACUGUAACAGAGUGGUACUAGAUCCUGACUUCAUGGUGCAGCUGCUCACAGGUGUCUAUUAUGCCAUUUAUAAUGGACAGUGGAGUCUUGGCCAGGAGGUCUUAGAUGACAUAAUUUACAGAGCACAGCUUGAACUUUAUACUCAGCCACUACUGGUUGCAAAUGCCAUGAAGAACUCAUUGCCCUUUGAUGCCCCUGAUGUAUCACAAGAAGGCCAGAAGGUGCUGAAGGUGGAGGUUACUCCCACCGUGCCAAGGAUCUCUCGGACAGCCAUUACGACAGCUUCUAUCCGCCGCCACCGCUGGAGGAGAGAAGAUGGCUUUGACUUCUCAAACGAGGCUGACUCAAGCAUUCCUGGCUCCCUGAUCCAACACGGCUCCACUGACCUAGGGAUCAAACGUGAGCAAGAGGGGGAGGUGCUGGUGCGCAGGACCCCUGAGCAUGGCUUACCGGAGCCCACCUUGACAGCUGCCACAACAGAGGACACUGAGGGUAUAAAUGGAAGAGAGGAAUCUGUGAACCUCAAUGAUGCUGACGAAGGAUUUUCAUCGGGAGCUUCCCUUAGUAACCAGCCUGUUGGGACCAAGCCUCUAUCAUCCACAUCCCAAAGGGGCAGUUUAAGGAAAGCAACAAGUGGGCGUUCAGCUAAGGAUAAAGAAACAUCGUCUACUGUUAAAUCCAAUGAGAGCCCUCGAGAUUCAGUAGCUUGGAAGCAGUACUUACACCAACCAGCUGACCUUACUGCAGAAACAAUCGAGAUGACACCUACAAAGAAACACCUGAGCCUGCCUGCUGGGCAGGUGGUACCAAAAGCCAGUAGCUUGAGCCUGAUCCGGACCGCCAGUGCUUCCUCCAGUAAAUCAUUUGACCAUGUGAAUGGUGGUCAAGCAGGAUCCAUCACUGGGAUUGACACUGAAGUUGUUACUAAUCUAGCAGCUGGCAAUGCCAAUCGGUUUUCAACUAUCAGUCUACAGGAGGACCGGUUAGGCCAAGCUAGGGAAGGUAAAGAUCUCCUUACCCCAGGAGCUCCCCUUACCAAGCAGUCUCGAUCCCCAAGUUUCAAUAUGCAGCUGAUAUCCCAAGUGUAGCUUAGACUCCCCUUUACUUUUUAAACAACAGACGGUUCAUCCUUGAGCAAGAACUAGAGUCUUCAUCCCACAGUGUGACAAUACUGACCAUUGUGAUCUCAUUUGAUUCAGUUUAGAUAUCCUGUUUUUUGUAUAAAACAGCAAUAAAUCUCCCCUCACUCCCAGCCCCCACCCCUGUAAACAUAGUUGUGAAGCUGUAUGAAAUGUUCUGUAUGCCUUUUCCACACCUUCCUUUCUCCUUGGGUGAUGUGCAAUCCAUCAUAGGUUGAUCAGUCCCAUUUCAACACUGUGAUACUGGAGACAUUAGAGGAAAUGGUGAAUGUGAUUCCUAUGAGAUGAUAUUUUGGCUUUGUUAAGAAAAAGAAACGGGUUAGUUUUCUCAGUCUAAAGUACUGCAAAGGCUACUGGAUCAUGAUUUUUCUUAAAACCAGGAUGCUGCAGAGAUCCUAAUAUGACUUUGGACCUCUCUGAGUUUGUGCAAUCUUUUUGGGGGGAGAGGAAUGUUGUUGCUCCUGGAUGACUAAUGCACUUUUCCAUUAAAUUGAGAAUAAUUAUUUUCCUUUCCCACUUUCGCCCCCACUCUGUUGCUCCUGACACUCUUCCUGUUCAGCAGUGGAGACAUACCUAUUACCAAGUUGUUGCCCCUCACAUAAAGAGAGGGCUAUUCGAAGAGAACGUAAGUUACAGUGUACUACUUAUGGCGUUAUAGCCAUAUUUAUGUUACAUGUCUUCCCUCCAGGACACAGGGUCGUGCUGCUUAUAGACUAGAAUUUGGAAAGGCCAAACCUGUUGAAAUGAUUCAAAGGUGGGAAGGAGACACAAACUUUCCCAGGAAUAAUUAACUAGUAACUCUGCUUUUGUUUGUGAGGUGAUGAUCACUGAAUUGAACAAGUGCAUCUUCAGGUAAACAGAGGGAUUCUCAGGCUGUGUUCCAUGGUGUCAUGGCUGUUAGGGAACCUUUCUUCAGCUGCUUUCUAGGUGUUUGUGGUUCAGUCACAGCAUAGAUUAAGACAUCUGUAGUCCAGACAUCCUCCUCCAAGGAGAUGCAUCACGGACUGAGAUAAUGAUUUGCUGAAAACACUGAAGCUUCAAUGUGCAACACUUUUUCUAGAAACAAUGUUGGUACAAUGGGGGUACUCAGUCUUUUCUCCCAGAAGUAUCAUACUUCACUACCUUUGUAUUUCCAAUCCAUUGCAUUUUGUAAAUACUGUCUCAUCAUUUUGCUGACAGUCAAAAGCAUUCUCUUAGAAAACUCUGAAGUCAUGCUGUUGAACCAAGUCCUGAAUCUAUGAUUGGUGUAUGGGCAGCAAUUGAUACCUAUGCUAGAGAUCACUACUUAAAAGUACAUGUCUAAUUAAAAAGAAGGAUGUUCAUAUUUUAGUCUCUGUCUUUCUUCAGAUAACUAAGGAGAAAAGGGGAAGUCUUAGCCUUCUUUCUGUACUUUGUUGUGACCUGGAAGUUUACAGGCCAUUAACUCAUGGAACAGAUUAGAGUUACAUUAUUUCAUUAUGUAGGCACUUUGGUUUUAAAAUUUUCACUGUGAAAAAAAAUAUACAAUUACAAAUUACAGGCUAUCUUUUGAUUAUAAAGGACGUAUGAACUGUAAAAUAGCAUUAAUGGUUUGGUUGUUUAAAUAUUUCAAGCUUUUGAUUUUUCUCUUAACACUCAUUUCAAGUUAGCCUUUUUUUCAAAGUGAUUUUCGAGCUCAUAGCUUAAACAGCUGAGCGAAGACACUGAAUGAGUUUAGUCAUUUAUUCAUAUUUCUCAUUCAAAGAGCAUUAAACAGCAUUCAGACUUACACCAAAAUUUCAGUUAAACACUUAAACACAAACAUUCAGUUAAGGAAAAAAAACACCUUAGCAUCUUGUUAAAAAUGGCAAGGAUGGCUAAGGGUGUAUAAAUUGAUAGAACAAAGACAAAAUAAGGAAUGGCCAAGAGAUAGCAUUGUUCAGUAAAAUCAACCUGUAAAGUAUGUACUGUGACAAAUAUUGAUGUUUCACAUUAUAGCAAGAGAUAGCUACAUUUGUCAGUUUAUUUUCUAGAGUACUUGCAAUGGAGAAACUAAAUACAAUGGCUAUCAUCAUGCAGAAGCUUGUCUGAUUAUUUUUAAGAGUAGAGCUGUAUUUAGAAUAGACAAAAGAAAAUGGUACUAAAAAUAAAAAUGUAUAAGGACCAAAUUAUUCCUUUAUAUUAGUUUUUGAGGAAGAAAUGUUCAGAGCUACUUUUGGAAGAAAUCCAAUCUAUUUUUAUCCUGUUGAAAAUACAUGUAGUGAGGUUUGGUAGCUCUGCUAUCAAGGUUCUGUAUUUUUCUAUUGUUUUCAUCUAAAGGAUUUGUAACUCCUCUUAAAAUGUUGUGUUAUGCUAAAACUUGGCAAAUGAGUUUCCAUAUCAUAAUCCAUUUGUUUUACAAAAUGCAGUGAAACCCGUUCGGCAAAAUGAAAUAGUCCUUUAAAUAGGUUUAAAUGGAGAGUCAAAUAUGGGUACUCAAAUUUGAAUUGUUUUAGUUACUUUUUAAAAACAGUUUUGCAGAUAUUUAGUCUUUUGGUGUAGUGCCUUUUGUUAUAUUUUAUAAAUCUGUUAUAAAUAUUGUUAAUCUGUUUUUGUGUUCAUGCACACUACUUGCUCUACAGGUUGCUUUUUGAUAGCAUUCGUCUUCUGUCCCUAUUAACAUCUUAGUUGUUCCACACUAUGAACGGACACGAUAUAGAACAACUUGUCCAAAGGAUUCUUUGAGUGCUUUAUGUCAGAGGUUUACUGAUCAAUUUUUCUGUGUUCUGGAAUGACUCAUCCAGAACAUAAAUGAAGCAGCCAUUAUAAUGUGUCAUGUCAGUGCUAUAGAUCAUUAAUGCUUUUAGAUAUAUUCAUCAAUCCAUUUAAAGUAGUUGUGAAAUAUAAUGUGCUGAGCUUGUGAACUUGUGAGUACUGUGGCAUUCAUUGAAAUGGAAAUGCUUGGGAUACAAAGAACAAUUUGAGAUGACAAAGUAUUAUAUGCUACUGUAUAACCAAGUGCAAAACUAUUUAAAAUAAUGGGUUUCUGAUAACUGAUACAGAGAUUUAUUUCCUUAACUAUUGUCUCCCCAUAAUUAUUAUGCAUUUGGUAUGUAACAUGC
Molecule: messenger RNA, 5156 nt
Organism: Pelodiscus sinensis (Chinese soft-shelled turtle)
Lineage: Eukaryota; Metazoa; Chordata; Testudines; Trionychidae
Source: RefSeq, a predicted model, not a curated record